ACUGUAUCAGGAUUAACUGUACCGCCAGUAAGGGUCCAGAGACCAUCUUUGCAGGGCUGGGGCUGAAUGAUAAUGAGUGGCACACUGUCAGAGUGGUGCGACGCGGGAAAAGCCUCAAACUCACCGUCGACGACCUGCAAUCUGUAGAAGGUCAGAUGGCAGGCGACCACCAGCUGGAGUUCCACAACGUGGAGACAGGCAUUGUGACGGAGAAGCGCUUCAUGCCUGCUGUGCCUUCCAACUUCAUAGGGCACCUGCAGGGCCUCACCCUCAACGGCAUGCCCUAUGUAGACCUCUGUAAGAACGGUGACAUCGACUAUUGCGAGCUGAACGCUGUGAUUGGUUAUAAGAGCAUCGUGGCGGACCCGGUGACGUUCAGGUCMCGGUCGAGCUACGUGACCCUGCCAACGCUCCAGGCCUACUACUCCAUGCACCUGUUCUUCCAAUUCAAAACCACCUCCCCUGACGGACUCGUACUCUACAACAGAGGAGACGGAAACGACUUCAUAGUGGUGGAGCUGGUCAAAGGCUACCUCCACUAUGUGUCCGACCUGGGGAACGGAGCUCACCUGAUCAAAGGGAACUCCAACUCUCCUCUGAAUGACAACCACUGGCACAACGUCCUCAUAUCCAGAGACACCAACAACCUGCACACUGUUAAGAUAGACACCAAGGUCACUACACAGACCACUAUGGGGGCCAAGAACCUGGAUCUCAAAGGUGACCUGUACGUAGGGGGCGUGGCUAAAGAGAUGUACCGUGACCUUCCCAAGCUCGUCCACUCCCGCGAAGGCUUCCAGGGUUGCCUAGCAACCGUCGACCUCAACGGCCGAUUACCCGACCUGCUGGCCGACGCCCUUGCUACGACCGGACAGGUGGAGAGGGGCUGUGAAGGUCCCAGUACUACCUGUCAGGAAGACUCCUGCGCCAGUCAGGGCGUGUGUUUACAGCAGUGGGAGGGAUUUAGCUGUGAUUGCAGUAUGACAUCAUUUGGGGGACCGCUCUGCAAUGACGCGGGGACCACUUAUAUCUUUGGUCGUGACGGGGGUGUGAUCGUGUACACCUGGCCUCCUAACGAGAGACCCAGCACACGGGCUGACCGGCUGGCGCUGGGCUUCAGCACACAGCAGAAACACGCUACUCUGCUACGGGUUGACAGCGCCUCGGGACUGGGGGACUACCUACAGCUACAGAUAGAUAAAGGAAAUAUUCGGGUAGUGUUUAACGUGGGGACAGAUGACAUCAACAUUGAAGAGACUGCUAAAUUCGUUAAUGAUGGGAAGUACCACAUAGUUCGGUUUACCCGCAGCGGAGGCAACGCAACCCUGCAGCUGGACGACCUGCCAAUCAUAGAGCGCUACCCCUCAGGCAACAUUGAUAACGAGCGCCUGGCAAUCGCUAGACAGAGAAUCCCCUAUCGGCUCGGUCGAAUAGUUGACGAUUGGCUACUCGACAAAGGCCGCCAGCUGACCAUCUUCAACAGCCAGACGACGGUGACGGUGGGAAGAGGAAAGGAAGCAGGUCAGUUCCAGGGUCAGAUGGCCGGUCUCUACUACAACGGACUGAAGAUACUCAACAUGGCCGCCGAGGGACACGCCCACAUCCGCCUGGAGGGCAGCACACGAUUGGUUGGGGACAUGCCCUCCUCCUCCAUCACGCCCCAAUCCAGCGCUGCCGCCGGGGGCAACCGAUUAGAUCCCGCCGCCAAUGCCGGCGACAUCACCACGACAACCGUCACAAAUAAGAAGCAAGGAGGAGGAAGUACGCAGCAGUCGACAGACGACCUGCUGGUGGCAUCAGCUGAGUGGCCCAGUGAUGACGAGGACAUUGACCCCUGCGAUCACAGAUCAGCCCACCCCCCUCUCCCGGAGGUCAAGCCGUUCCCGGGGACGUCGGAGGUGGUGAGGGAGUCCAGCAGCACCACGGGCAUGGUGGUGGGCAUCGUGGCGGCCGCCGCCCUCUGCAUCCUCAUCCUGCUCUACGCCAUGUACAAGUACCGCAACCGCGACGAGGGCUCGUACCACGUGGACGAGAGCCGCAACUACAUCAGUAACUCUGCCACCCAGCCUAACGGCAGCACCAAGGACAAGCCGCUGGGCAUCGCCAAGAUCUCCAAGAACAAGAACAACAAAGACAAGGAAUACUACGUGUGAGGAGAGGAGGAACUAACUAAUAUAUACAGCAGUGGAGGCUGCUGAGGGGAGGACGGCUCAUAAUAAUGGUUGGAAUGGAAUAAAUGGACUGGUAUGAAUAACAUCAAAGACGUGGUUUCCAUGUGGUUGAUACCACUCCAUUGACUCCACUCCAUUGACUCCACUCCAUUGACUCCAUUCCAGACACAUUUUUGAGCCGUCCUCCCCUCAGCGGCCUCCACUGACAUAUAGACAUAUACACGUAUACACACAUACAAGAGGACAUGCUCUGAUACACACACUUACACAAACACACACACACACAGAAAAUUACACACACACACRCACAGAGUGAGACGGAGAGACUGUCAUGAGGGCAGAGGCCCAUGCUGUACAGUAAUAGCCACUCACCACAGCCUCUCUGUGUUCAACCAGAAUAUAGCAAGCAGAUAGUAAAGGACCAGUAAAGAGCAAUUAUUUUAAAGGA
Molecule: messenger RNA, 2619 nt
Organism: Salvelinus sp. IW2-2015
Lineage: Eukaryota; Metazoa; Chordata; Actinopteri; Salmoniformes; Salmonidae
Source: RefSeq, a predicted model, not a curated record